This is a messenger RNA of Paraphaeosphaeria sporulosa, 1224 nucleotides long. RefSeq lists its product as uncharacterized. Gene Ontology annotation, molecular function: acyltransferase activity, transferring groups other than amino-acyl groups. The transcript has a single exon. The record is from RefSeq and is a predicted model, not a curated record. NCBI's taxonomy places the organism in Eukaryota, Fungi, Ascomycota, Dothideomycetes, Pleosporales, Didymosphaeriaceae. Bases 368 to 1105 code for a protein of 245 amino acids.
GGCGCAUGUAAUGGUUGGAGAGGUGUGGUGGCUGCUGUUAAGAAGCACGGAUUGCUGAGCCGGUCCAAUGGCUAGUCCGAAAAACCAGAGCUCCGACAUCCAUUCUGUGGCCCGCACCGCGGCAACACACUCUGUGCUCAUGCAAGCUACGAUCCACAGCGGUCGCAAGCUGCAGAUACCCGGUCGUGUGGUUAUUGGCAUCGCUCCAUCCACGCAUCGCUUUGGCAAGCUGACUUGCUCGUGCAAGGUCUUCAAUAUUCCUGUCCGUGCGUCGGGAGUCGCUUAGCGUAUCAGCUUCCUAAUUUCACAACUGGUCUUGUGCAAAGUACAUCGAUACCAUCACUUGUAACAAGACUCCCCACCAAUCAUGCGUCCCCAGACCCAGUGCCAGGUCUCACACUACCUCCAAACACCAUGGAUCCUCCUCACUGAGCGACUUGUCAUCGUCCCUACGCCAAUGGCUGUCCGAUGCGACGCUUAUAUCCAGCUGUACAGCGCCUUGCACGCGAGCGAGGCAUUCUGCACAAUGGCAUUCGGACCGGACUGGGGCGUUCGCAACUGGACUGACGAGGAGACGAGAGACGUGAUAAUCACGCGUGACAUGGAGCGAUGCUGGAAGACGAGGGGUAUGGGCGAUUUCGCCGUGGGGAUGCGCACAGAUGACCACGGCACGGACAUUGUUGCUGGUCAAAGUGGGAGGUGCCUGAAUGCGGAGGGGACCGCGAAUCUCGUGCGGAUCUCUGAUCUUGACCUGGGGUUUCUGGAUCGCGUUAAAUGGGCGGGAUACGCGGGUGUUCGAGACGCGACGACAACAUCAAUGCCGGAGCGCGAAGCAGGUGAUGAGCCGUUGCCGCCCUGGGAAGAGAUGGUGGAGCUGAGAUACGGCGUGCACGAAAAGGUCUGGGGUAAGGGCGUGGCUGCUGAGGCAGCUCGAGCUGUGAUGCUAUGGGCAAUGGCUGAGAGAGGUGUAAGACGGUUCAUUGCUGAGACUGAAAAGACGAACGGGAGAAGCGGGAGGGUGUUGCAAAAGAUGGGAUUCAGGGAGAACGGAACUGACUACUGGAAAGAGCCGGGUGAGACGGAGUGGGAGAAGGUUGCGUUGUAGAAACUCGACACCUAUCGGCACGGAGAAGCAACAGAAGUGAAACGACUCAAAGGCAUCCGGCGUGAACGAUAUGAUUUCGAUCUCGGCCGCAUGAUCGAGACCACAAAGCUCGCGAGAAU